GUUGUACAGUCCGCCCAUCCGCAUCGUCGACCGCAAGCUAGAGCCAAGGCCUUUCUUUUCUUUGCAUUCGGAAGGAGCGCAUCGUUCGUCAUGGCAGCGGCUACUGAUGGAUAUCGAGGUGCCGGCUACGAUUGGCGUCCACGACACUCUUCCCCAGACACCGUUUCUCCGCUCUACCCAGACCGCCCCAUCCGACCCCUCCCCAAGCGCCGUUUGCGCGCCCGUUUGUCCCCCGAACAGGCCGAAUCCAUGACCUACCCCAGCCCGCCCGUGAGCUCGCCGCCCGUCUUCGAUUUUCCCUACACCCACUCCGACAAGGCUUCCGGUGUCCCGACGCGCCAACAGCGCAGUGAACGCGAACACAAGUGCAGCUGCGGCGCCGAUCACUCGGAUCCCGAGAGCGAGGAGGAAGAGGACGAGCGACUUGCGGCGGGCGGUGCCACCACCACCAGCGCCUCGAGGCCGAUGCCGCCCGGCUCCACUUCAUCAGCAGACGGUUACGAAUCUUUUGAGAACACGAACAACAAGAAGAAGCGGAAGAUACCCGUGUCGGGCAGCGCUGGCCACCACGGCAACCUGACGGCGGAGAUGGCGAGCAUGGGCAUUUCCACCCACGGUGGCCACCCCGCGCAAGACGACGGCGAGAGCAACGUCGGCCAAUACUACGGAAGCGGAUCGUCCGCGGCGCCGGCCCCGGGCUCGGGCACGGGCAUCUCGGGGGCGGGCAGAGGACGGUAUGGCAGCAGACCAAUGGCGAGAUGCUCGGGCGAGCGGCGUCCCUUGGGCGCUUCCACGGCCGGUCUGAAUGCCUACGCUAACGGCAAUACUAGCAGAGCACGCGCGAACGGGACGAAUGGCAAAGCUUCGAACGCGCAAGAUCACGGCAUCAUCUCAGCCGCCAUAGCUAACGCCCACGCGGCCAGCAACGCGUCGCCGACGGCGGGCAAGGAGAAUGUCAGCCUGCUGCAGCAAGAAGCGGCCAAAACAACGCCGCAGAAGACGCAAUUUACGUUCACUUGCGACUCGCCCAACCAGAUCAACUGGCCGAGUCAGAACGGACCUUACCCGGGGGGCACGGAUCCUCGUGCGCCUCCGUCGGCGCCUUCUGCAGGCCCACCGUCAACAUCGCGAAUACCUCUUCCAUCACAGUCUUCGCGUGCUGUCGCCACCCACGCCACCCAGACCAGUCCUCAGAUGAACGGCACUCCUCAACCCAACGUCGCCGGACAACAACCCGCUCCUCCCGUCAUUGCCAACGGGCAGCCUCCUCCACCAGGUGGCGCACAACAACAAGCCCCGCCGAAGAAGCCACGCCGUCGCCCUUCGCGGACCUACACUAUCGCGGCGCGUCGCCGCCGCCUGCAGCAGGAGUACACGAACUACCACUCGCCGCCCGCGCGCGAAGACAUCUGGAUAUGCGAGUUCUGCGAAUACGAGGAUAUCUUUGGAGAGCCGCCAUUGGCUUUGAUCCGGCAAUACGAGAUCAAGGACCGGCAGGAGCGGAAGCGCAUGGAGGAGAAGAAGCGCCUUCUCGAGAAGGCUAAGAUGAAGGGACGCAAGGGCAAGAAGGCAGCGGUCAAGGGCGCAGGCAAGGGCGCGGCGGCGGCCAACAACCAUCACAAUCAACAGCAUGGUCACGUCGAGGGUGACCAGCACUACGACCAGGGCAGCUUCGACCACGGCACAGGCCAAGAAGAAGAAUACUUCGAGGACGACUACGACGAUCCCACCGCGCCUCCCGCUUCGCAGGAUGAGGAGCACGGCGACGGCCAUAUACCCUCGCCUGCGCCCUCUGAGCCACCGGAUACAACACCACAUGACCACGGCGAUCCGGCUGGCGUGUUGAGGGACGGCGGAGCUGUGCGGGACGAUCCCGACGCGCCGCCAGCCGUUGCCGACACGGGUGCUUGAUGGCUCGAGGAGGCGGGGUGGGCCGCCUUCUGCUUCUUCUGCUUCUUCUCCUUCUACUGCUGCUUUGGCUUUGCGGACUUGCUGCUUUUGACGCCAGAGACGCUGCUAGCGCUGCUGUUCCUCUGGUUUUGGUCACGAUGACGAUGCCGUUUGGUCGGCUUGUCUCGGUAACCGCAAGCCGUGGCUGUCCCUCUUCUUUGCUGCACCAUUGCUCUUGCGCUUGGUUUUAGUAGUUACUAGUAGUAGUAGUUUUUUGGUCUGUAUUUUUUUUUUCUUUUUUUUUUUUUUUUUUUUUUUCUUUU
Molecule: messenger RNA, 2213 nt
Organism: Aplosporella prunicola CBS 121167
Lineage: Eukaryota; Fungi; Ascomycota; Dothideomycetes; Botryosphaeriales; Aplosporellaceae
Exons: 6
Coding region: 91-1911 (606 amino acids)
Source: RefSeq, a predicted model, not a curated record